GUCGUCACCCCUCGGUCGUCAAUCAAUUGCCAUCCCUCGGUCGUUACAUCCUCGGCAUUGGCCAGCGCCCCAAAACCAUAGGGUGCACCCACAGCGCCAACGAGGAGGCUUCAUCCGAGGACAAAUGCCAAGUCGCGGCCGCCGAGCACUUCAUCCACGACGCGCCGGGCACAUACCCGCGCCUCUGCCGGCUGUCUGACGGCCCCGUCCUCUGCUGGCUCGGGGAUGUCAAUUGUUCUUCUCACAAGAAUUAGAAGCGGCGGGCCAAGCCACGAUGCUCCUCGUCAGCCCGGACAGGGGCCGCACGUGGUCUGCCCUGUGGCGGUAACGGGUGCGGGCGAGCGGCUGCGCGACGGGAUGGUGGGCGUUGCCUCAACACGCGACCGGGGCCGCGAUGCGCUGGUCAUGGCGUUAGAGACGACGCGCCGUGGCACCUUCUCGAUCGAGUGUGUCGUGUCGUACGACGACAGAGCAACCUUUGGGUCGCGCCAGACGGUGUAUGCGGCGAGUCCAGGACGUAAUGCCGGUGCGCCGCAGAUUGCGUCGUUUCCGGACGGGACGUUGGCCGUUGUUUUCAUGACUGACGAGCGAGUUGAGGGGGUGCCAGACUGGCCGAGGAAGGCUGGUAUUUCUGUGGUAUUCGGUGCUCCGCCUCGUCACGAGAACAUAAAGUGGGGUCGGAAGCAGAUCGUGAGCGAGAUGGGAGCAUGGCCUGGAGCCGAGAGGGUUGGAGACGGCGCAGUGCUGGUAGCCUAUGAACACAACGGGAACGUCCACGGCCGUUUGCUCUUCUCGGCUUAGGGAGCGGGCGGGCAGUCUUUCGCACGGCCUAUGAAGAAAUGAGGGGUGGUGGGGCUUUAUCCCCUUUAGGAAUGUCUUUACAUGAGCCGGCUCUUCACGGGGACAAACAUUACCCAAGAACUUCCGACAUGAUGAUAUUCUCGGUCUCCGGUCUACCGACCGCUCACCGGGGGCCGGGUGGAUUUUAAACAUGGGCUAUUGCACGUUGUUUCCAUUUCGUAUUUGUAAUGCAAGACUCGCCACGACGGCAGCGGUGGACUCCAUGACCCGAAACGGCUCGGCCGUUGACAAAGCCCUUCGGACAAUCACAUCACCACUGAUGACGAAAGUCCUGUGCGAAGCUUGAGCGCAUUGUUUCUCGAGGAAAUGUGCUCGUGGAGGACUGUUGGGGUGGCGGUUCGGA
Lasiosphaeria miniovina is the source of this 1204-nucleotide messenger RNA. RefSeq lists its product as uncharacterized. Lineage: Eukaryota; Fungi; Ascomycota; Sordariomycetes; Sordariales; Lasiosphaeriaceae. The record is from RefSeq and is a predicted model, not a curated record. The transcript has 2 exons. The coding region runs from base 226 to 801 and encodes 191 amino acids.